This is a messenger RNA of Quercus robur (English oak), 950 nucleotides long. RefSeq lists its product as uncharacterized. The record is from RefSeq and is a predicted model, not a curated record. The transcript has 2 exons. Lineage: Eukaryota; Viridiplantae; Streptophyta; Magnoliopsida; Fagales; Fagaceae. The coding region runs from base 434 to 916 and encodes 160 amino acids. Gene Ontology annotation, molecular function: zinc ion binding.
AUGCCGGUGCCGGUGGUGGGUUUUAAAAUGUUGUCAUCGGUGGUGGGUUUUAAAAACCCAUUUCUGCCGGUGGUGGGUUUUAAAAUGCCCGGUGAUAAUUGUAUUUCUUUCUUCCUCACUUAAUAUGCACGGUCACUUUGUUAAAAUUCCUGUGGGUUUUAAAAUUGGGUAGUCUUUCUUCCAAAUUCUUUCUUCCAAAUUCGGUUCUUGCUUAACCAUGGAACUGGUUUAUAUCUGCAUUUUCUUAUUACUGGCUUAACAGUUAUGAAUAUAUAUCUGCAUUUUCUUAUUACGUUAAAAUAAAGGUCUGUGGCCCAUCAACUUUUUUAACAAUGUGGUUGUAGCAUGAGUAAUUGUUACUAAAUUUAGAUGAGUUGAUUCUUGCCACUCGUAACAGAUUUGUUGGUCUAUAAGCUUGUAACAAAUUUUUGCUAUGUCUUCAUCAACUGGCAAUGGCUCUACAACUAGUGGUUUCUACCGUGCUGGAGAUGGUCAUUUAUGUACCCUUGAGAAUUGUGCGCUAAGAACAAGUCGAAAAGCUGGUAACUAUGGAAGAAGAUUCGUUGGUUGUAGUCAAUUUAAUGUUGGUCCCAAAUGUGGCUUCUUUCAGUGGGUGGAUAACGAAACUUGUAAGAGUGACCGUGAAAGGAUAAGUAUGCUUGAGAAUGAAUUGCAGCUUGCAAAUAAGAGAGAAAUGACAACUAAGGAAAUGGAAGAAAGAUGUAACCGGAGGGAAAGAGAAACUCAUGAGCUUUAUGUAGAAAUUAGAGAGAAACUUAAGAGAGUUAGAGAGAGUGAGAGAUUGUACAAGAUGGCAUUAGUUUUGUCAUGGUUAUUUUUCAUUUUUGUAAUGUUGUUGUUGUGUUUUGCCUCAGUGAACAAUAAUGUAAGAGCGAGGAACCUUAAACUGUCAUGAUGCUUGGUGGGAUGUUGAAAUGUUAUUGGGUAAU